AUGGCACAUCGUACUGAAGACUCUGCUGGCAUUAACACAUUUUAUCGAUCAGAGUCUCCAACAAGAUUUAAAAUCAAACAAUUAACAGACAAGCUUAAUUCAUUUCAGCAAACUGCAGAACUCGAAUCUCAAGCUAGAAAUGAAGCUUAUAAUCAUCGUCUUAAACAGUUAGAAGCUAAAAUUUCAAAGAUCGAGCUUACCAGUAGCUCCAAAUUGAACAUUAUCAAAGACCAAAUUAUACAAAUUGAAGAAGCAUUUUAUAACGAAAGUCUUAGUGAUGAAAGUUUCGAUGAAAAAAAGUCAAAGGAAUUGAAAAUUGCGGAAUCGAGCAUAUUUAUUGAAAUUGGCAAAGAAGAAAAAAUUUAUAAAGAAAGCGAGAAUAAAAUCGAUAAAUUAAUUGAAGAAAAAAUAUUUUCUAUCAAAAUUGAUCUAGGAAAAGAAAAAAAAAUCAGAAAAGAAACUGAAGAAGGCCAGAUCUUAGAUUUUUCAGAUCAAAUUAUUAUUCUGCAAGAGGCUGUAAACAGGGAAAGCCAAUUACGAGAUGAAAGUUAUGAGGAUUUAAUCAAAAUUAUCGGACAAGAGAUGCAUGUCUGCUUUGAUCAUUUGGAAAAUGAAAGAAAAAAUCGCAAUGAAGCACACAAAUUGUAUGAAAGAUAUAUUAAUAGCAUGAAGGAAAGAAUAAAAACAGAAAUAGAACAAGAGGUAAAAGAAAGAGAAAAUACGGAAGAAAAUUUAAUUAGGAUAUUGGAAGAAACUUGCAAUAGGAUCGAAUUUGCGAUAGCUGGAAAAUAUUAA
Messenger RNA from Blepharisma stoltei, 795 nucleotides. The record is from the annotation of a GenBank genome assembly. NCBI's taxonomy places the organism in Eukaryota, Ciliophora, Heterotrichea, Heterotrichida, Blepharismidae.